Messenger RNA from Ascoidea rubescens DSM 1968, 2362 nucleotides. RefSeq names its product transcriptional regulator OPI1 (gene OPI1). Bases 53 to 2143 code for a protein of 696 amino acids. Gene Ontology annotation, molecular function: transcription corepressor activity. The transcript is spliced from 2 exons. Gene Ontology annotation, biological process: endoplasmic reticulum unfolded protein response; regulation of transcription by RNA polymerase II; phospholipid biosynthetic process. NCBI's taxonomy places the organism in Eukaryota, Fungi, Ascomycota, Saccharomycetes, Ascoideales, Ascoideaceae. Gene Ontology annotation, cellular component: nucleus; endoplasmic reticulum. The record is from RefSeq and is a predicted model, not a curated record.
AUAGAUGAAAGCACGAACUGUCUUGCUGUGACACCAACAGAAGCAUCGAAUAAUGGAAUCUCAACCAGAGCCAAAUCCGAAUCCAGACCCUACCCCUAAUGCUCCAUCUUUCACCGACAGAAUAUCCAUCAAGAACCUAGUGAACCAGUUUAACGACAGUAGUAUAAUAAAAAGGAAGAACCUCAAGAGGCAGUACAGCAACCAUAGCAAUAACAGCAGUGAUAAUACCAGUAUAGUCAACCAUGGUGGUAACAACAGCCAUAGCGAUAACAAUUUUAUACAGGAAGACGACGAUGUUAUAGCAGCAGUGCAAGCUUUAGACCAGUUAAAGAGAUCGGGAUCUACUUCGUCUCAGAGCAGCAACGAUUCUCGUACUAUGUACCAAAAGAGUGUCAAUAGUACCGUUGAUAGUGUUGAGCAUUAUAGUGAUAAUUAUAAUAAUAAUUAUGGCCAUGUUCAUAAUGAUAGCAGCAAUGAACAUAGUAGUAGCAAUUACUAUUCAAAUAGCUCACUUCAGAAUUUAUUACAGAAUAACUAUGGUAAUAUGAAUAUGAACAUGAAUAAAGAUGCGUUUUUCAAGAAAGUAAGUAAAUAUUACAAUGCAUCUAAAAACUAUUCCACUACGUUUAAAAACAGUGCCGAGUUUAUUGAAAAGAAGACCAGACCUGUUUUGAUGAAAUAUAAGCAACAAAAUUUCAAUAACAUUAGCAAUAGUAUGAACAAUAAUAUAAACAACAGCAUGGAAAAUAGGGAUGAUCUAAGCAAGAUGAAUCAUAUUAAUGAUGGUGAUAAUAAUAAUAAUAAUAAUAAUCAAUCUUUACCAUCAUUUACUGAAUUUUUUCAGUCCAAAUUGAGUAACAAUGGAUUCAAUAAUUGGAAUAAUGGGAAUAGUGGGAAUAAUAAUAUAUCAUUUUUUAAUAAUCCGAAUUUAUUUAAUAAUAAAAACUUGUCAGAAUUAUCAAUUAAUUUUUCAAUUGAAUCUCAAAAAAAUUUAAAAUUAUUGUUAAAGGUUUUGAAAUUGGCCAAUAAUAGAUUGAAUAAUGGAGUUCAAAAUUUACAAAGGUUAAUAAAUGAGAAAGAGCAAAAAUUGUUAUCAACCAAAGUUGAUGACAAUCCAAGUGGUAAUUCAAAUGUUAGUUUGAGUGGGAAUUUAAAUGAUAAUUUAAAUGAUAAUGAUAAUGAUAAUGAUAAUGAUAAUGAUAAUGAUAAUGAUAAUGAUAAUAAAAAUUUAAAAUCCAGUUCUUCUAAUACUUUUAAUGCUUCUAAUUCUUUUAAUACUUCUAGUUCAUCUCAUUUGAUAUAUAAUAAUAUAAUAAAUAAUGUUAAAAGGAAAAAAAUUAGUGAUGAAGGAUUAAAUCAAGUUAAAAAGGAUAUUGUAAACACAGUUAAGAAAGCAGUUGGUGUUAUAUCAAAUUUUACAGGAAAUUCAUUGCCUGAGCCUGCGAGAUCAUCAGUAAGAGAUGUUUUAUUAACGUUGCCACAGAAAUUAGCCAAAAGUUUGAAUUCUCCAAUGACUGAGCCAUCCAGUCCAAUAAAUCUUAAUGAUGCCGUUACUACCACUAAUAGCAAUAAUUUUUUGACACCAGUGGGCUCGAAUAGUUCAAUAAAUGCAUUGAAUCGAGAUUGUGAAGGGAAUAGUGGCAGUACAAAUGAGAAUCAAGCUGUUAAUAAUGGGAAUAGUUAUAGUAGCAGCCACAUAAAUAUUAAUACAAUGAUUAGAAAUGAUGCUAAUACAAAGAUAUUGAUAUUAGCUAAGGAGUCGUUAGAUUCGUUUGCCAAUAUAAUCAAAAUCUUUGAUGAAAACUUGGAGAAAGCAGAAGAUUGGGUUGAUGUUAAGAAAUCAGAAAAGGAAGAAGAAUUGAACAAUUUAAGAAAAUCGAACCAAGAGAAUGAUGGUGUUGGAAAUGAAGAUGGGAAUGAAGAUGGAAAUGAUAAUAAUAAUAAUUAUAAUUAUUAUAAAGAUACGGAAAUUGACGGCAAUGAAGAUGCUGGAAAGCACCAAAAGGGUGAAAAGAAAACAGAUGAUACAGUUGUAAUUACGAAUGAAAUUGUGGGUGAUGAAGAUAAUAAAAUUCAGUUUGGCGGUGAAAAUUAUGAAAAAUUUAAUAAUAGCAGUGAUACGCUUAGACCUGAUUCGUGUUGACCCACAUUUUUUCUAACCAAAUGAAUUAAUUUUUGAAAUAUUUGUAGAAUAUAUUAUAUUCAUACUAUAUUCAUAUUAUAUUCAUAUUACAUCCAGAUCAUGUUUGGAUCAUGUUUGAAUCAUGUUUGGGACUACUUUUGAUUUAGAUUAGUUUACUUCAUACUAUUAUAUUAUAUCAAAUUAUACUAUUAAUAACUAAUACUAUACUAAUAUUACGCU